GAAAAUAAAAUUAAUGGCUGCCCUGAACAAUUCUCCUGCUAAAGCAAAAUUUUCCUUUGGCACUUCCAGUAGAUUCCCAAGUGUGAAGAAAAGUUACUGAGAUACGGCAUGUUAUGAGUCAAAACCUGCACUUAGUAAGAGAUCUCCGUCUUUUGGAGUGGGAGAUAGGUUCAAGAGCCCUCUUAAAGAUCGUAAGCCGGCUCCAGGGUCAUAUAAGCCAUAUCUGUCAGAUUUUGAGACCAACAAAGGUUCUACUUUUGGAAUUUCAUACGCAAAUUAUGAGAAAGUUUAUAUCAAAAGUAACAAAAUCCCAACAGAUAGGUCUUUACCAGGCCCUGGAGCCUACAAAAUUGAUAAGACCAAAAAAGGAGGAAUUUCGAUAGGAGCAAAAUUCAAAUCUAAUCAUGACAUAAUCGCUUCCAGUACUCAUCGUAACCCUGGACCAGGGUCAUAUUCGGGCCUCAAUACUCUCUCAACCAAUGGCAAAGUCGUUGUCUCAACUAUCAAGAGCCCUAGUAAGACUAAAAUUGGAGGAAAAAGCCAGAGAUUUCAUUCUAAGAGCAAGUUUCAUCAAAUCCCUGGACCAGGAGACUAUAUUAGUAACAAGACCUUAGACUCAACUACCAGGCGCUCUUUGUCUAAAUUCCAGAACCCGAAGAUGAUCUCUUUUGGCUCUUCAUCAAGAGUAUUUGAUUCUGGAUCUAUUAGAGAUGUGGCAGGUCCAGGUCCAGGGGCGUACGAAUUUGCUUCUGAGUUUAAUGACAAACUAUCAUCAACAAUGACAAGUUUAAUUCCAAAGAAGAAAAAGAAGAAUCGCAGAUACACAAGAAGUAUGGAAAAGUUGUAAGACAGGAUCUCAAGGACUGAAUUCUAGCAGCUAAAUUUAAACUAGACAUUCUCAAUC
Molecule: messenger RNA, 904 nt
Organism: Moneuplotes crassus
Lineage: Eukaryota; Ciliophora; Spirotrichea; Euplotida; Euplotidae
Source: the annotation of a GenBank genome assembly